UAAGCACAGGCAGGAAGACAGGAACGGCAGUAGCUGAUGAUGUCAGCAACCUCAGACUGACACAGGAGGAUUAGCACAGGCAGGAAGACCUGUCACGCUUGAAUGCUGGAAUUCAGAAUGCAAACAGGAAACGUCUGGAGAGACAACGGAAGCUUGACACAAAUUAACAAGCAAUGAAGCCACACAUAGGACAUUGAUCUACAUGUGUGAUUGUCCCCUCCUGUCACCAGCGCAGAAGUAACGGACUGUGUAAGAAGGGAAGGUGGUCAGCCCAGAUGUAUCAGAUGUCUGUGACGUUCCAUGAUGUGGCGGCCUGCUUCUCUGCUGAGGAAUGGCGGCAACUGGAGGACUGGCAGAAAGAGCUGUACAGAAAUGUGAUGAGAGAGAUCCACUCUGCACUGCAGGCCAUGGGUUUCGAGAUUAUAAACCCUGACGUCCUGUUCAGGGUAAAGAGAGUGAAAGACCUUUACGCGGGUGUCGGUGAGCUGGCAGCUGGACAUACCGGGAGCCCAGAGCAUCUGAUGGGGAUAAAACAGGAGCGAGGGCCCCACUCAGACCUUUGCAAGAGAAGGGCGACCAAGUCCAGCCUGAGCCAACAACCCGUUUGCACUCCAGAUAUCUUACUGAGGAUCAAGCAAGAGGACAAAUUGGCAUUUGCAGAAAGUGCAGAGAAGACUGCAGCAAGUUGCCCUGCUGAUCCAGUUGUCACCUCAGUGUUCUCCUUAAACGUCACUGAGGAAGAGGAGAAGGAAGAGUGCGAAGCUGGCGAGUGUCCAGAGGUCAAAGCUGUGCUUUCAAAGAAACAACUAGCGUCUCCACCAAUCAAACAGGAAGAGGUGGAUUAUAUUCAAGUGUCGGUGGGGGGACAUGAGUCAGAUGAUGUCACAGGUACUUCCAGAGAUAGUGACCCAGAGCUACCGCACAGUGAGAUGGAUGAGUUUUGGCUUCGCGGAGCAUCUGAAGACCCUGACAUAAGAGAACAUUCCAGCAUGUCCAACCAAGAGAAUGGGCAUUUGGACACAAACCUGAAAGACUUGCCUGGCUCAGAGUAUAUCUUGAAUGGUUCCCUGUACAAAUGGAGCGGGUGGCAUAACAACGUUGGCAUACUUUCACCCCUUCCUCAGCACAGGAGAGACAGGCCAUAUCAGUGUAAUGAAUGUGACAAAAGCUUCUCUGAUCUCUCCCGCUUCCUCCGGCAUCAGAUCAGUCACACUGGUGGGCGGCCUUAUCACUGUCGCCACUGUGUGAAGACCUUUCGUCAACCGUAUGAGCUUAUGGUCCACCAGCGAGUGCACACGGGAGAGAAACCUUAUCACUGCACUGUAUGCGGGAAAAAGUUUAUUAAAAACUCCAUCUUGAAAGUGCACCAGAGGAUUCACACGGGGGAGAGGCCGUACAAGUGUACACUAUGCGCCAAGAGCUUUGUGCAGUCGCACCAUCUUAAGACUCACCAGAAAACCCAUAUAGGUGGAAGAAGACAAAAUUACUGAAAUGUUUCCACAGCGACCCACAUCUGAGGAACUAUUCAACACAGAUUAAAGCUCCUAUUCACAGGCGUUUGUCUGUAGCUGCUCUGUCAUAAACUGUUGAGUUGACUGCAUAAGUGGGCAGCUGUUCACCAAACAUGUUUUAUUGACGGCAUUCAAUCUGAUCACUAUGGCUAGAUUUUUGGACAUUACUGUCCCAGGAACAUUGAGAUAAGUUAAGUUUAUUCAAGAGAGGCUGAUUUCCCACUUACAGAAAAAACUAUUUAGCCACGAAGAUUGGUGAAAAAACAAAAAGCUAGAUAUUAUUUUGUCUCUGCUGCUGCUGGCCUUUAAUACUGUGCCUAUUGCGGUUCUUUGACUCUGGUAGAUAGAUCUAAGGCUGACAGUGUGUUCUACUAAAUUAGAGAGGUCUUUUAUUUAGCUUUGCAUGAAAGGUUUUCAUAUGUGUGGGUAAUGUGCAUUUCUUUCCCUAGCUAUUAAGUCCCAUACUCCAGAAGUAAAUAUUUAUUUUUACAAUUCCAAAGCACUUAGUACAAUUCUGAUUGCGCCAGUAUAAGCAUUAAUGCAGGACUACAUAUACUACAACACCAUGCUUCUUUAUGGAUGUGUUAAUCAGGCGAGAGACGCAUGCAUAACAGGACGUUUACACUUGCUGGAAGCCACGGCUGAUACCAUCAGGUCUAAGCACUUUAGCUCUCCUAUGACCCAUGUUUUGUUUAGAAGAAAUAAUAAGAGAAUACAAAUUAAACCUUUAUGUUAAGUCUCAGA
Messenger RNA from Bombina bombina (fire-bellied toad), 2255 nucleotides. RefSeq names its product zinc finger protein 300. NCBI's taxonomy places the organism in Eukaryota, Metazoa, Chordata, Amphibia, Anura, Bombinatoridae. Gene Ontology annotation, biological process: regulation of DNA-templated transcription. The transcript is spliced from 10 exons. The record is from RefSeq and is a predicted model, not a curated record. The coding region runs from base 276 to 1490 and encodes 404 amino acids.